GGGUUUGAGAGACAUAGUAAAACAAAAUACGUGGUGGAACUACUGUAUUGAAGAAAACUUUGACGUAGUCCUAUUAACAGAAACAAAAACAACCAAAGAGAUGGAAAAAUUUAUAUUUUUCGAACAAAACCAAACGUCCAACCUACAAGAUCCAUUAUAUAAUAUUUGGUGGUCAUCAACAACAGAAGCUUAUAAUAAUAAUAUUGGAUCUGGAUUUAAAGGAAGGGUAGUUUUUCAAAUUAUCAGAAUCUACGCACCAAACAAAUAUUCAUCGAAUAAUACCAUAUUGAGAAAACUAAAACCUUGGUUUUACAAUCAUAUCGCACAAGCCUUAUCAAACAACUGGAUAUCAAUAAUAAUGGGAGAUUGGAAUGCCACCACUGACCCAAGUAAAGAUAGAUUCCCUGAAUAUACGUUUUAUCAAAUUUUUAAGGAAGAAAUUAGAAGUAAAAGUUGUAUUGACUCAAUCUGGAUACAUAAAUCACAUGAGGAACUUAUAAUAGACGCUGUCACCGGUGGUUUUUGGUUUUCUCAAGAACCACCUAUUGGAGUGACUUGA
Dentiscutata erythropus is the source of this 559-nucleotide messenger RNA. The record is from the annotation of a GenBank genome assembly. NCBI's taxonomy places the organism in Eukaryota, Fungi, Glomeromycota, Glomeromycetes, Diversisporales, Gigasporaceae.